AUGUCACACGUUUUGAUUAUACUACUAACUGUGUGCAUUGUUUUCAGUGGAAUUGUGUUCGGAGGUGGCAGUAACCAAAAGUCUUGCGAUGAUUUAAAGAAAGAGAUACAAACGCUACUGACGAAUGCCAGCACAUGUAAAAAAGUAGCUGCUGAGAAGAUUGUACACUAUACUGAUGGCAAGAGACAAGGUCAACCGCCAGAUGAUCUUCCAAAAUGUUCUAACGUGAGAGACUUAAUGAACAUAAGUGGGAUACCAGAAGUCAAAACGGUGCCAAAAACUUAA
Messenger RNA from Trichobilharzia regenti, 285 nucleotides. The record is from the annotation of a GenBank genome assembly. Lineage: Eukaryota; Metazoa; Platyhelminthes; Trematoda; Strigeidida; Schistosomatidae.